Messenger RNA from Fusarium falciforme, 1194 nucleotides. RefSeq lists its product as hypothetical. Gene Ontology annotation, biological process: transmembrane transport. NCBI's taxonomy places the organism in Eukaryota, Fungi, Ascomycota, Sordariomycetes, Hypocreales, Nectriaceae. The transcript has 2 exons. The record is from RefSeq and is a predicted model, not a curated record. The coding region runs from base 1 to 1194 and encodes 397 amino acids.
AUGUCCUCCGCUGACGCCGCUCACAUGGAGCACGCUCCUAUGUCCGAUCUUGCGCGAAACGCCAAAGACCAGGGCCAUGGCUCCGCCGAGGGCUUUAACAAGGCGCGGAAGCAGACUCCUCCCGUGUGCCCUACAGACGACGAGGCGGUGACCCCCAAGCGCAAGACGCAGAGUCUGGAUUAUGUCUGGAGAUCUGGAGUCGCGGGCGGCUUUGCCGGAUCUGCUGCCAAAACCGCCGUCGCACCUCUUGAUCGAGUCAAAAUUCUGUUCCAGGCCAGCAAUCCCUUGUUCGCCAAAUAUACCGGUUCCUGGUUUGGCGUCGCAAAGGCCAUGAAGGAUAUCUACCAUUACGAGGGCGCCAUGGGCCUCUACCGUGGACACUCUGCGACUCUCCUACGAAUCUUUCCCUAUGCUGGCAUCAAGUUUCUCGCGUAUGAACAAAUCCGAACCAUCAUUAUACCCCGAAAAUCACACGAGACACCGAUGAGAAGGCUACUCAGUGGAAGUUUGGCGGGUGUGACGUCCGUCUUCUUCACAUACCCCCUAGAGGUCGUCCGAGUACGACUAGCCUUCGAGACCAAGCGCGAGGGCCACUCUUCUCUCACUUCGAUAUGCCGUCAGAUCUACAAUGAACAACCCGUGCAAAAAUCUACGACCGCCAGGCUACCCAACGCCCCUGCACCUGUAUCAGCCACUGCGGAGGCGGCUGCAGCGACAGUGCAGGCCAUUGCUCCUCGAGCAGGACUGGUCAACUUCUAUAGAGGAUUUACCCCUACAGUGCUUGGCAUGAUCCCAUACGCUGGUAUGUCCUUUUUGACACACGACACCGUGGGAGAUAUCAUGCGCUCUGAGGCCUUUGCGCAGUACACGACUCUACCGAAGAAAGCGAACCACCCCCCAGGAAAGCCAGCUCCUCUGCGGUCAUGGGCAGAGCUCUGCUCUGGAGGUAUCGCGGGCCUAAUCUCACAAACUUCAUCCUACCCGCUCGAGGUGAUCCGGCGACGGAUGCAAGUUGGCGGAGCCGUUGGUGACGGCAGACGGCUACGGAUCGGCGAGACGGCCGCCAUGAUCUUCCGGGAGAGAGGCAUCCCCGGCUUCUUUGUUGGCCUGACCAUCGGAUACGUCAAGGUCAUCCCUAUGGUAGCGAUCAGUUUCUACACGUACGAACGCAUGAAGCUCGUGUUGGGUAUAUAA